UGUUCGUGGGCUGAGCUGCAAUAAUCUGAAAUUGCCUUCUGCUUGUUCGUUCGUGGGUUGAGGCUUUGUUAUCUGAAAGCUGACUGCUUCUUUGAGCUGCAAUAAUCUGAAAUUGCCUUCUGCUUGUUCGUUCGUGGGUUGAGGCUUUGUUAUCUGAAAGCUGACUGCUUCUUUGAGCUACAAUAAUCUGAAAUUGCCUUCUGCUUGUUCGUUCGUGGGCUGAGCCUUUGUUAUCUGAAAGCUGACUGCUUCUUUGAGCUGCAAUAAUCUGAAAGCUGACUGCUUCUUCGUUGAGUGCUUGUUCGUUAUUCUUCGCUGAUUGCUUGUUCUGCGAUUUUUUAAAGCUGAAACUCGUGACUGUGAUUGUGGUCGGUGUCUGCCCUUGUACUAAUGCAUGUCUGUUCUUAUGGGAAAUUUCAAGCAAAACAAGCUUCAGAUAUGUCGCUUUCCUCAUGUACGAAUCGGUAUGUAUAUUUGGAAUCUAUGUUUUAUUUGAGAUAAGCCAUAAUCAACAAGCAAAAAGAUUUCUGCUCUGAAUUAUGUGUUUUUUGCAAGAAAUUUACCGUAUAAAAAUGCAUCCAAGCUUUUGUUCGGCAUGAACUCAUAGACCAGUAUUUUCUCUUCUCUCUCAACACAGCAGCCUAGGAGUCAAACUAGAUUUCGGUGCUGAACUUUCGAAAUUACAACCAUCUCAUUCAUAAAUUCUUCGAGCUCUUUGUCUGAAGCUCUGGAUAGUCUCUUACUGUGUGUUUGAUAACUUGCUAUAAGGCUCGAUUGUUCAUGUGUUUUUGCUGGUUUGAAAGCAUAUGUUAUGCUGAGACAUUGUCUGACUUAACGAUCUGCAAGUCAGUGCAAUUUCAGUUUGCAAGCUUCAGUCUGAGGACUUUCAUUGUGCUGUGGUAUGGGGUUAUAUUACUUGCUAAAAUCGUGCGCAGAUUGUGAUUAAUUUGUUGCGAGAAACACCUUCGAAGUUCGUAUUUAUUUGUAACCCUCAAAGCUGAUUGUACCUCUUUAAACACUGAAAUAGGCUCUUGGAUAUACGCAUGAUGGCAUUCAGUAUAAGUGCUCUGUUGCUGCAUUGUCUUUCUGAUGCAAGCACUAGUUUUUUGGCUGUUAUUCAUUUAGUUUUGCAUGUUAUUUGUUGAGGUUUUGCAACAGCAACUGCAUGCAGCAUGGCGUAAAAAGGUGAAAAUAUCACCGAAUGGAGUGAUGAAAUGGAUGUCGCUUUCCUAAACGUACUGCUUGAGAUGAAGAGAAGAACACACACUACAACAUGGAAGACUAGCACUUGGAAAGAGAUCACACAGGAAAUGAUCAACCUUUUUCCCGAAAAGCAUCUGUUCUUGCAGAAGGUGAAGGACAAGUAUCAAAGAAUGAAGACAAAUUUCACCCGAUUUUCUGAAAUAUUAAAGCAUACAGGCGUCGGAUGGGAUGCUGACACAAACACCAUCACCGCCGACUCAGAUGUUUGGGAUAUGUUUAUAAAGAAGAAUAGGGCAUACAAGACUUUUCGGAGUAAGGGAUGCAAGUACUACGAUAUGCAAAAGCAACUGUUUAGUUCUUUCGUGGCCACCGGUGUUCUUCGCAUAUCCUCGACCGAUCCACCACCAACUUUAGAGGAAGAACGGCGGCUGAAUGCGGAAUUCUUAUCUAGGGGGAAGGGAAAGCAGAAAUACCAUGUCGAUCUCGAAGAAGGAUCCGACGAGAGUGACGACCCCGUUCAUGUUGCAGAGCCCAUUUUAAUCGAGUCUCGACGUCGAGUGCCAAAAAGAUCGCAAAGCAAGAACUCACAAAUGCAGGAGUGCAUGGACAUAUUCAGAGGGAGUUUCACGAAGAACCAACAGCACACCCCACCGUCAGCAAAGAAAAGCAAGUCCGUAUCGAGCCCCGAGAAACCUGAGAAGAAUAGUGAAAGCGGGCAAAGCACUCCUUGAUCCGGCCUCCUGAAGGCUUUUCAUGUGGUUCAAGGAGGAGUCACGAAUGGAAUGGAUAUUGCAGCUGGAGCAACCUUGAAGCAAGCGUCAUCAGAUCUUCCUUUUUUUUUCCACGCAUCGAACACAACGUUUUUUAAAUUUCUCUGACUGAACUCG
Messenger RNA from Punica granatum (pomegranate), 2090 nucleotides. The record is from RefSeq and is a predicted model, not a curated record. NCBI's taxonomy places the organism in Eukaryota, Viridiplantae, Streptophyta, Magnoliopsida, Myrtales, Lythraceae.